Molecule: messenger RNA, 1298 nt
Organism: Capsella rubella
Lineage: Eukaryota; Viridiplantae; Streptophyta; Magnoliopsida; Brassicales; Brassicaceae
Product: probable RNA 3'-terminal phosphate cyclase-like protein
Exons: 6
Coding region: 49-1176 (375 amino acids)
Biological process (GO): ribosome biogenesis; endonucleolytic cleavage of tricistronic rRNA transcript (SSU-rRNA, 5.8S rRNA, LSU-rRNA)
Cellular component (GO): nucleolus
Molecular function (GO): RNA endonuclease activity
Source: RefSeq, a predicted model, not a curated record
GUAGAGAUUCGAGAGAGAGCUGAAAGAAGAAAAGAAAAAAAGAAAAAAAUGGGGAAGGCAAAGAAGAUGAAGGGAAGCCAAAGCUUUAGGCAAAGGCUGCUUCUUUCGACACUUUCUUCAACACGUAUCGUUAUUGAUGAGAUUCGUGCCGACGAGACUAUUCCUGGUCUCCGUCCCCACGAGAUUUCUCUUCUCCGCCUCAUCGAGACUGUCACCGAUGACGCAGUCGUUAAAAUCAACGAGACUGGUACUCAAUUAAAGUACAAGCCUGGAAUUAUAAUGGGAGGGAAGAACUUGGUUCACAACUGUGCCCUGACCCGAUCCAUUGGCUACUAUCUGGAGCCAUUGAUUGUGUUAGCAUUGUUUGGAAAGAAGCCCCUUUCGAUUAGGCUCAGUGGAAUUACAAAUGAUCCAAAAGACCCGGGGGUCGACACCUUCCGUUCAACUACCUUACAUAUCUUAAAGCGUUUUGGAGUCCCUGCAGAGGGUUUAGGGCUUAAAAUUGAAUCCCGUGGAGUAGCUCCUAAUGGGGGUGGAGAAGUUCUCUUAACAGUUCCAACUGUUCAGACUCUAACUGCGGUUCAUUGGGUUGAAGAAGGAAUGGUGAAGAGGAUACGUGGCAGCACUUUCUCUGUGAGAGUGAAUUCUGAUUUUGAACAUUCCAUGAGAUUCGCAGCUCGUGGAAUCUUCAACAAUCUCUUGCCUGAUGUUCACAUUGAAUUAGAUCACAGAGCUGGCGCUCAGGCUGGAAAAUCUCCUGGAUAUGGGAUAUCAUUGGUAGCAGAAACAACUACAGGGUGUUACAUAUCUGCAGAUACAACAGUCUCUUUUGGAAGAACUGACGAAACUGGAGAGCUUGAUUUUGAGAAGAAAAGUAGAGUGUCAGCUGAAGACACAGGAGUUGAAAUAGCUUCAUGGCUUCUUCAAGAGAUUGAGAAAGGUGGAGUUGUUGAUUCUACCCACCAGGGAUUGCUGUUUAUACUGUGUGCCUCGUGCCAACCAGACGUGUCAAAGGUUCGAGUCGGAACGUUAUCUUCUUAUGGUGUGGAGACGUUGAGGAACAUAAAGGAGUUUAUGGGAGUUGAGUUUAAUAUCAGACCUGAUCCAUCGACAGGGACUGUUAUACUCAAGUGCGUUGGAAGUGGUUUAGUUAACCUCUCAAGAAAGCUUUCUUGAUUUCUCACAAUUAUUGUUGUUUGUCAACAUAUAACAACUUUACAAUUUUGUCAAUGUAAACUUUGAAUGGAUGUGUAUUCUCGACCUUAUUACAUUUACAUUUAUAUAAUUAUAUUUAUGCA